Molecule: messenger RNA, 938 nt
Organism: Anoplophora glabripennis (Asian longhorned beetle)
Lineage: Eukaryota; Metazoa; Arthropoda; Insecta; Coleoptera; Cerambycidae
Gene: ND-30
Product: NADH dehydrogenase [ubiquinone] iron-sulfur protein 3, mitochondrial
Exons: 6
Coding region: 85-870 (261 amino acids)
Molecular function (GO): NADH dehydrogenase (ubiquinone) activity
Source: RefSeq, a predicted model, not a curated record
UAUGCAUGGAACAUGGAUCAUGGAAUAUAGAAAAGUACUUCGAUUAAGUAAUACGAGAAAAUUAAGAAAUAAAAUUUCAAGGAAAUGUCUCUGUUCAGACAAUGUCUCUUUCGAGGAAUAGGGUUCAGAACCUUGAAUAAAACAGCAUGCAAAAGCUCAACAAGGCCAAUGAGCACAGCUGAAACACCUGAAGUAACGCAGGAGACAAGACCUACUGUUAGAAAAGCAGAUGUGGUUGCUCGCAACCAAUUAAAAGAUUUUGGAAAGUAUGUGGCUGAAUGCUUGCCAAAAUACAUUCAAACAGUGCAAAUUACAGCCGGAGAUGAACUUGAGUUACUUAUUGCUCCAGAAGGUAUCACACCUGUAUUGCAGUUCUUAAAAGAUCACCACAAUGCUCAGUUUGCUAAUUUAGUUGACAUUGCGGGCAUGGAUGUGCCUAGUAGACAAUUUCGAUUUGAGAUUAUUUACAAUAUUCUGUCCUUAAGAUUUAACUCCCGAAUAAGAGUAAAAACUUAUACUGAUGAAUUAACUCCUAUAGACUCUUGUAAUGAUAUUUACAAGGCAGCAAAUUGGUAUGAAAGAGAAAUCUGGGAUAUGUAUGGGGUGUUUUUCUCUAACCAUCCAGAUUUGAGGCGUAUUUUAACAGAUUAUGGAUUUGAAGGUCAUCCAUUUAGAAAAGAUUUUCCUCUUAGUGGAUAUGUUGAGGUAAGAUAUGACGAUGAAAAGAAGCGUGUGGUGUUAGAACCUUUGGAAUUAGCACAAGAGUUUAGAAAGUUUGAUCUUUCUGCUCCUUGGGAACAGUUUCCGAACUUUAGAAAUGCUCCAGCUGCAUCAGAAAAUGUUCUACUUGAAGAUGAUAAGAAGAAGUAAUAGUUUCAUUGUAAAAGUUGAUUAAUAAAAUGUAUGUAAAUAUGUAAUACAGUAAUCAUCAUCUGAAA